Symbiodinium sp. CCMP2592 is the source of this 561-nucleotide messenger RNA. The record is from the annotation of a GenBank genome assembly. NCBI's taxonomy places the organism in Eukaryota, Dinophyceae, Suessiales, Symbiodiniaceae.
AUGUCAUUCCGCCGCAGCUUGCCCGUGCUGAUCUCGCUAGGCCUCUCCGGUCCGGGUCUGGUAGCUCCAGCGAUGCUGGUGGGCUUGUACCACUGGCGGCGCUGGUCUCCAGCCAGGGAGCCCUCAGUGGUGCGGUUGUCCAUGGACUCCGUUUACGGUAGCUUUCAUCCCAACUUCCCUGGGGCCAUGUCGGCUGCGGAGAAGAGGUCACUGAUGGAGACUUUACUUGCGCAGGCCAAGGACAAGGCGGAAGAACAAGGUUGGAAAUUGGGGAAGGACGUGCAGGACUUUCACAAGCGCAAGGGUUGGAACACAAGGGAAUUACUACGAUGGAUCGAAAAGCGACGGGAAGGACUUUGGUGUCGACUGGACAUUUCAGUCCGUGGUAAAAGCAAGGCGCAAUUGACCGUCAUUUCGGCUCCUGUCUGGGGCUAUGACAUGGAAGUGCAUCUCAGCAAGGUUCAAACAGGCUCCAAUAUUGUGGUGGUCAAAGACCUUAUCAACCUCAGAACGUUUUGUGCCGUGGCCGGCAUCGGGUACGUGAAGGCCAAGAAGCAGUGA